Oreochromis aureus is the source of this 1997-nucleotide messenger RNA. RefSeq names its product G protein-coupled receptor kinase 1 b (gene grk1b). Gene Ontology annotation, cellular component: cytoplasm. The coding region runs from base 207 to 1886 and encodes 559 amino acids. The record is from RefSeq and is a predicted model, not a curated record. The transcript is spliced from 9 exons. Lineage: Eukaryota; Metazoa; Chordata; Actinopteri; Cichliformes; Cichlidae. Gene Ontology annotation, molecular function: ATP binding; G protein-coupled receptor kinase activity. Gene Ontology annotation, biological process: protein phosphorylation; regulation of signal transduction; signal transduction.
GUACCCCCAGUGGAAUUCACUAAAGUCCUGAGAGUGACCCAUUUUUUUCCACAAAUGCUUGCAGAAGCACUCUGCAUCCCUAGGUAACUGAUGGAAGUGAUUGGAACUCCUGAAUUUAAGCAUUUGGAUGGUUGUUUGCCUCCACGAGCUAAGUUGCAGUGUACAUCUGUGUCGGCUCAAGAAAUUUACCAGACAAAGGUGUAGCCAUGGACAUCGGUGGCUUGGAGACUGUAGUGGCAAACUCUGCCUAUGUGUCAGCCCGUGGCAGCAUGGAUGGAGCUUCAGCAGCUGCGCUGCGUGACAAAAAGAUGCGUGCCAGACUGAAACUCCCACAUAUCAGAAAUUGUGAACACAUGAAAGCAACACUAGACACCACCUUUGACAGCAUGUGUGUCAAGCAACCCAUCGGCAAGCGUCUCUUCCAGCAAUAUCUGGAGAGUGAUGCAACCCAUAAAAAUGCUGGAGAGCUGUGGAAAGACAUUGAAGAAUAUGUCGUGUGCCAAGAGAAGGACAGACUGCAGAAGGCUCAAAAGAUAGUCAAUAAAUACUAUCAAUCAGCUUCAAAGAAUUUUUGCACUUUCCUAGAGGAGAAGGCCAUCAUUAGAGUUAAAGAAGACCUCAAGAAUGUCCGUGGUGACUUAUUUAAGGAGAGUGAACAACAGCUGCUCAAGCACUUGGAAAAAGUGGCCGUAGAUGGCUUUAAGAACAGCAUGUACUUCCUGCGUUUUGCUCAAUUCAAAUGGAUGGAGAGCCAGCCGUUUGAUGAAGAGUGGUUUAUGGACUUCCGGGUACUGGGUAAAGGAGGUUUUGGCGAAGUGUUUGCUUGUCAGGCAAAGGCAACAGGCAAAAUGUAUGCCAACAAGAAGCUAGACAAAAAGAGGCUGAAGAAACGCAAAGGCUAUGAGGGAGCAAUUGUGGAGAAGCGCAUCCUUGCAAAAGUUCACAGUCGGUUCAUUGUGACGCUGGCUUAUGCCUUCCAGACCAAGACAGACCUUUGCCUGGUUAUGACCAUCAUGAAUGGUGGUGAUUUAAGGUUUCACAUGUACAACGUCGACGAAAAAAAUCCUGGUUUUGAUGAGAAGAGAGCAUGUUUCUAUACAGCUCAGAUCAUCUGUGGGCUGGAACACCUUCAUCAGCACAGAAUCGUAUACAGAGAUCUGAAGCCAGAAAAUGUACUUCUUGAUGAUGCAGGACAUGUCCGCCUGUCAGAUUUGGGUCUGGCUGUUGAACUUCCACCAGGAAAAGAUACAACUUCUGGAUAUGCUGGGACUCCAGGUUUCAUGGCACCAGAGCUGCUUCAGAAGAAGCAGUAUGAUUACUCUGUGGACUACUUUACUCUGGGAGUCACGGUGUAUGAGAUGAUUGCUGCCAAAGGACCUUUUAGAGUACGAGGAGAAAAGGUUGAGAAUGAAGAGGUAACUCGCAGAAUUCUAAAUGAUCCAGUUUCUUACACACCAAAAUUCAGCAAAGAAUGCAAGGACAUCUGCGAGGGCCUGAUGGAGAAGGACCCGACUAAACGACUGGGCUUCAAAAAUAACGAGUGCGCAGAGCUCAAGAAUCAGCCAUUUUUCAAAGACAUUAACUGGGGACGUCUAGAAGCAGGAAUGGUACCGCCUCCAUUUGUCCCCGAUCCUAAAAUGGUCUAUGCCAAAAAUAUUGAUGAUGUGGGUGCCUUCAGCACAAUCAAAGGUGUGGUCCUGGAUGACAAGGACGCCGAGUUCUACAAUGACUUUGCGUCUGGCAACGUCCCAGUACCCUGGCAGGAGGAAAUGAUUGAGACAGGUGUGUUUGGAGAGCUGAAUAUCUGGGGAGAGAAGGGGAAGUUGCCCAAUGACCUUGACCCUAAUUAUGUGGAAGCCAAAGGGGGGGGAUGUGUGCUGCUUUGAAUUUAGAUGGAAGCGAAACAGAUAUACUUCUAAUUUUUAAGAUCAGUAAUUUGUACAACAAUCUGUUAUUGAUGUAUUUAAUUUAUAUUAUAUUGUUAUUAUUUAUGUAGA